AGAAAUGAGAAAACCGAACGGUCAUGUGUCAACGUAACCUGCGUCGGCGGCAUCGGCACGGUCGAGCUUAGGAGCAGCAGCAGCAGCAGCAGCAACGCCGCCUCUUCAGUAAUUAACCAAACAAAAUGGACACCGAGAUAACAAUUGAGCGAAAACCCGUCUGAUUGUUUCGCAUAAAAAAGGAUCGACGCUCUCUCAAAAAGUGACUCACCCAGCCAUCGCUCCAUUUACACUUGCCGCACAUUUUCCGUACAACGAGAAGACACAGAGAAGAAGCAAUGAUGGGAACGCUAAUGGUAUUAGAAGAAACUGUUCAAUACUCCCACAAGCCCGACAAGGAGGCGAAGAGUCGUGCAGCGUAAAGACAUGGACUCGUACGACUUAUUUGGCGAAGAUGUCAGUGGAUCGAUGCUCGAUGCUCUUCCUGACCUCGGGGGGAAUGAUCACUUUGACCCGACAGCAGCAAGCAAUUCUGUCGUAGUGUCGAGGGAUGGUCCGAAUCCCGGCCCCAAUGGAGGAGGGAGUUACAUUAACCAGUCGUACGGCAUUAACCAGGAAUCUCCGUUACAAAAAUUAACGUCCUUCGGUGGAUCUGAAUUUGGCGGCACUAACCCCUUGCAGAACCCAGCGGCGCAGCAGCGCGGCAUGUUUAACCAAAAUCUCGGGACGUUCGAGGCGGGUCCCGGAGCCGGGGCUGGCGGGCCCCAACGCGGCAUGGUAUCGGGGCCUGGGCCCGGACCCGCCGCCUUCCAAGCCCAGGGCAGGAGCAUCGGUCCCCCCGGGCCCGGGCCCCAGCAGCGGGGCCCACCCCAAGGACCCCACCCCGGUCAAGCCGCCCAGUACCCGGGCUACUCGGACAGCAUGUACUCGAUGGAGCAGCAGCACCCGAUGGCCCGGGCCAACAUGGCCAUGGAUCCGAGCAUGCAGGCCUGGCCAGCCCAGAGUAGCGCCUAUCCCCAGAUGCAAAGGCACUACAACCAAAUGAUACCCCAGCCGGCGACCUAUAGGCAGCACAUGCCCCAAUACGGUCACCAGCAGGAGCAGCCGAGCAUGAGCCAAAAAAUGCAGCAGCAACAACAGCAGCAGCAACAGCAGCAACAGCAGCACUUUUCCGCGCAGCAGGGCAUGAUCGGGGGUAUGGGUGUACCGCACCAAGGAAUACAGCCCGGGGCCAACAGUGGCGCCUAUCAGCACAUGGUCGGCCAGCAGCAGCAACACUAUCAGCAGGGAGGCGCGGCUUCCAUGUAUGGUGGCUCUUCGAGCUACUUGGGCUUCGGUCCAUCAAUGCACCAGCAGUCACAGCCGCCUCAGCAGCAACCCCAACGAAUGCCUCAUCAUCAUCCGUCCCACUCGACCCAUCAAACGCAUCCCUCGCAUCAGCAGUACCCUCCCUUGGGUCAACAUACACAGCAGCACACACAGCAUUCUGUACCACAGCAGCCACAGCAGCAACCUAUGGAUCCUCAGUAUCCUCACCAUUCGUCACAAAUGUUCAAUCAGCCACAGCAUCCUGGCCCCACACCUCAGUACGGGCCUACGAAGCAUGCUACGAGCCCUCAGUAUAGGGCAUCAUUUCCUCAAUCGUCUCCUCAAAUGUCUCCCAGACCUCAAAUGUCUCCUAGGCCACCAGCUGUGCAACAGCAGAUGUCUCCCAGACCUAUAAUGUCUCCGGCCAAGCCCAGCACGCUGUCGCCUCAUCCACAUGUACAGCUCCCUCAUCAACAGCAGCAGCCUCAACCGGUGUCCGUGUCUCCUUGCCCGACAACUUCGAUGCCUAUAAGCUCUGCCGCUUCGACACAGCAAACAACACUUCAAGCCCUCGAACAAAUGGUGAUACCAGGCGUCUCGGUUUCGAAUCCGAACGUACCUUCACAAGACUACGGCCAAUAUCAAUCGCGGCCACCAAUGUCUCAUCCACCAAAUAUCUUACCGCAGCCAGCAACGCAACCUCCUAUGGGCCCAGUGGCAACGGGGCCACGCAUGCCAAUGCCAUCGCAAUGGCCACCGUCGCAACAUCAGCCCCAGCCUCAAUCCCAGCCCCAGCCUCAACCCCAGCCUCAACCCCAGCCUCAACCGCAGCCACAAGCCCCGCCACCACAGCCACAGCAACCACAGUCGCAACCCCCGCAAAUCAGGCCACCAAUGAGCCUAAACGACGGACGAAGUAUAAUGGAACCGCUUCAGCAACAGCAGCCAGCGCCACAGCCUCCACCACCACCAGUCGUAUCCGAGCAAAGCGCUCCAUUAUAUCCCAUUAAUGGAAACGAAAGUAUUCACAAUGUCGUGGAGACGACGUCAAGGGACACCACGGAAAUCGUUCAAAGUUCCGUUCACUCUCUUCCACAUCCACCACCUGUUCCAGAGACUGAAAUACCAGAUCAAUCAAUGGCUCAUCAACAGCACCAACAGCAACAGCAGCAUCAUCAGCAGCAUCAGCAACAGCAACAAAUGCAUCAACCGCAUCAUCAACAGCAACAAAGCCAACAAAAUCAAAUGAUGAAUAGUCAGGAUGUAAUGAGUCAACAGCAACAGCAGCAACAGCAACAACCGCAUCAUCAACAGCAACAAAGCCAACAAAAUCAAAUGAUGAAUAGUCAGGAUGUAAUGAGUCAACAGCAACAGCAGCAACAGCAACAGCAGCAGCAACCGCAGCAGCAGCAACCGCAGCAGCAGCAACAGCAGCAGCAGCAGCAGCAGCAGCAACAGCAGCAGCAGCAGAGAGAAAGCCCUAUUCACAAUAGCCCUCAAGUCAAUACGUCGAUGGAAGCUGUAACCAUAAAUCCAACGCACAUCGAACCCGUACAAUCAUUACCCGCUACCAGUACCAGUAAUAAUGUCGAAUGCGGCAGUGUAUCGCCAAUAUUGCAACAGCAACAGCCAGCCGCAAAUUCGAUACAACUGCAAAAUUCUAUUCCUAGCGUGGAAAAUACAAUAGCAGACACGCAAACGAAUGACCAGGCUGUCGAAAUCAGCUCUGCCCAACAGCAAGCUGUUUGUCCAACGCCACCGCUUACUCAACAGCCACUGGUGAGUCAAUCGCAAUCGCAAUCGCUCAGUUGCUCGCAAUCUCCGGUACCGCAAAUGACCGCGGUGGGACAAUCGCAAAUGAUAUCACCAGCUCCGACGAGUCAAGCUCAGGUGAGCCAGGCACCCGUCGUGCCAUCCCAAAUUCUACCGGCCGCCCAGCAGCAACAAAUAAUUCCUCCAACGUCGUCGACGAUGAGUCCACCUCAGCAAAUGCAGCUGACACCCGUUAGUCAGUCCCCGGUAACACAGUCUCAGACAGCAGUAUUAGGACAUUCCCCACAACCCGCCUUGCAAUCUCAAACACAAUCUCAGCCGCAGACGCAUACGUCGCAAACGCCCCAAGUAAAUGUGCUGUCUCAGAGUAACAGCGCGGUUACUUCCCCGUUACAGCAUCAGACACCGAGCCAACCUCAAACACCCGAUCAGUCGACUCAAGCCCAACCAUCAAAUACGAUUUCCAGCCAAACGACGCAAAUGCAAAGUCAGCUUCCCAAUCAGUCGACGCAGGUGCAAAAUCAAAUUCCGAACCAAUCGUCUCAGGUUCAAUCAUCGAACGAGAUAGCAAAUCAAUCGUCGCAAGUACAGCCAAGCCAGGUGCCCAAUCAAUCCACGCAAUUGCAGAGCCAAAUUCCUGAUCAGUCAACGCAAGCGCAAAACCAGGUACCGAAUCAGUCGACGCAAGUACAAAAUCAAGUGGUGACGAAUCAAGUGCAAGCUCAAGUAACUCAAGCGCAGAGUCCAGCGAGUAGCGUAGCCCCGACAAUAAUUGCCGGGGCGACGCAACAAGCGCCGCAGCAAGUUCCUGCCGUUGGGCAAACUACUGGCAUGCCGCCCAUGCAUAAUGCCAAUAUAGCUGGGGUAACGAUGCCGAGUUCCCAAGCCAAUAUUCCAGCCGGCCAAACACCUUUCGGGGAAUACACGAAUAUUCCAAAAACCAACACUAUGUACUCGAACGACAUGGUGGUGGGAUCUCAGCAACAAACACCGCAGCCGUAUCAUGCCGCGAGUGAUAAUAAUGCCGUGGUAAACAGCACGGGUAUAACAAAUAUAAAUUAUAUGUCAACGACCGCGACACCAACCUCUAUCACGCCCGGAUUCACGAACUCCUUAGCUCCGGUAACUCAUCAUCAGGAACGAGCUGCCCUUCAGCAGCAGUUGCAGGAAUUGUAUUGCAUGCCGGCGGCACCUGAAGUACAAGAAAAAAUUGUCGCCUUGCAAGAGAAGCUGCAGGCUCUCCAGCAGCACGAAACGGGCGAACAGUGUAACGGAGGAUCCCAGUGCAUUCUCCAGACUCCUCUGUUUAAUGCACCGGCUGUCGUGGAUAGUCCUCAAGUUUCGAGUACGACUGGCCGAGGCCGAAGCAAGGGAACGUCACGAGCAAAAAAGAGCAGGAAGAAGGCGGACAAGGAAGUCGUGGCUCCUGUCGUGACGCAACCAACGAUCCAGCCCGAGCAACCGGUAUCCGAUAAUCUAGUCACCCCUGGAGACAGCAGCAAUAUUGUCGACAGUGCUGCUGAUUCGGUGGAAGACAUGAAACCGACGUCUGGUGGCGAUGUAGAGGAAGAAUGGCCUACUAAAACCAAGAAAGCAAGACCGCCGAGGAAACCACGUAAGCCGAAGGAACCGAAGGAGCCUAAAGAGCCGAAGCCUAAAAAGGAGAAGGAGCCAAAAGCACCGAAGGAGCCAAAAGCUCCAAAGGAACCAAAGCCGAAAAAGAAGAAGGAUGGCAAAGAAACGACACCCAAACGUAGUAGAAAGAAAGUUAAGUCAGAGUCGGGAGACGAAGAAGCCAAGUGUGAGAACGAAGAGGUCGCCGUUUCUGAUUCUACUGCGAUUAAAGAUUCCGAAGCCAAAUCAACCAAUGUAACUAUGGACGACGAUAACGAACAAGUAGAUUCAUCGACUACCGAACCUAUAGUGUCAGAAUCCAAACAAGGAGGGGAUGAUAAGUCAGAAUCUGAGAAAACGGGUGGCGAUGAAGAAAAGAAGGAUAGCCAAGAUGGUCAAGUGACAGAUACUCCUACCCCUGCGAAAAAGAAAACCCCCAGUCGUAAAAGGCCUAGUAAAGGCUCCAGUUCAAAAUCACCAAGGAGCUCGAAAAAACGGAAAAGUCGUAUAGCUCCGGAUUCAGAUGGUGAAGAAUUAGCGGCAACACCGCCACCAUCACCCGAAGCCGAUGACAACAAAAGACGAUCAGCUAGAAAUACUCAUCGUAAAAAGUACGUCGAUGACGUAAUGCUUCGAUUUUCCGACGAUGAACUACCUAACCAAGAUGUACAGGGCAAGAAGACUGAUGGUAAUGGUGCUACCAAGCCUGUGUCUGAUAAAAAGACAAGUGAAGGCGGUGAUGUUGGUCCGAACAAACCAAACUUUGUAUAUAUUAAUACUACUGAUGAGGACUCGAUGGUUGUUCAACAUAUUUUAUGUUCGCGUAUGGGAAAAAGAGAAGUUAAGCCUGAACCUUCGGCUCCAGAAAUCAAGCCGGAACUGCCUGCUGCCAUAGACAAGACUGAUGAAACUAAAUCUGAUACGGAAAAACUUGACGAAACAAAGGAAACAGAAAGCAGUGAUUUGAAAGAAAAAUGUAAGGACGAAUCCAUCUCAGACACGGAGAAAGAAACUCUUGACGAAGAAGAUUGUAAAAAAGAGGAGUCUGAAAAGAUUGAAGAUAAGUUAGAACAUGACGGAAAGGAAGAAAAGGAAAUUGAAAAUUUGAAAGAAGAAGAAGCAUCGGCGGAAGAGACAAUGGAAGAUGAUAACAAAAAAGAAAGUGUCGAAUUGAAAGAAGUUGACAAAAAUGUUAAGGAAGAAGAACAGGACGAGGACAAUGAGGAACAACCUAAAAAUAGUGAGAAUAAAAUAAAAGAAGAUGGUGAAAUGAAAGAACAAAUUGCAGGAAAGCCUUUGAGUGAAACAGAGCACAGUGAAAUUUCGAAAGUAGAAUCAACGGUCCCAUUGGAUGGAAAGCCACAAAUUGUUGAAGUUGAAGAGUAUUUUGUUAAAUAUAGAAAUUUUUCGUACCUGCAUUGCGAAUGGAGGACAGAGGAAGAAUUGUAUAAGGGUGAUAAGAGGAUACAAGCAAAAUUAAAGAGGUUUAAACAGAAAAUGCAACAAAGUACAAAUAUAUUUGAAAAUACCGAGGAUGAUCCAUUCAAUCCAGAUUUUGUUGAAGUAGACAGAGUACUCGAUGAAGCCACUCACACUGAUCCAACGUCUGGUGAAACUGUAAGACAUUUUUUGGUAAAAUGGCGUUCUUUGCAGUACGAAGAUUCUACAUGGGAAUUAGAAGAAGAUGUUGAUCCAGAAAAAAUAGCACUUUUUCAUAAAUUUAAUAAGUUGCCGCCUAAAGAUCAAUGGAAACCUAAAAAGAAACCAGUUGCAUCACAGUGGGUUAAGUUGGAAGAAUCACCAGUUUAUAAAAGUGGAAAUAGCUUAAGACCGUAUCAGUUGGAAGGUCUAAAUUGGCUUCUUUUUUCUUGGUACAAUGGACAUAAUUGUAUAUUAGCAGACGAAAUGGGUCUAGGCAAAACAAUUCAAUCUUUAACUUUUGUAAACGAAGUAUACAAGUAUGGUAUUCGUGGACCAUUUUUGAUCAUUGCACCAUUGUCGACAAUUCCUAAUUGGCAAAGAGAAUUUGAAGGAUGGACAGAUAUGAAUGUCAUCGUUUAUCAUGGAUCAGCUGCAAGUCGAACAAUGAUAUCCGAAUAUGAAGUAUAUUAUAAAAAUGAAAAAAAUGUACAAAUAAAAGAUCUUAUAAAAUUUAAUGUACUUAUAACGACUUUUGAAAUUAUUAUCACCGACUUCAAUGAGCUAAAGGGUUAUAAUUGGAGACUAUGUGUUAUAGAUGAAGCACAUAGAUUAAAAAAUCGAAAUUGCAAAUUACUCGAAGGUCUCAGACAAUUGAACUUAGAGCACAGAGUUCUUUUAUCUGGUACUCCUUUGCAAAAUAAUGUAAACGAAUUGUUUUCGUUACUAAACUUCCUUGAACCAACUCAGUUUGCUAGCAGUGAAGCGUUCUUAAAGGAAUUUGGUAAUUUAAGUAGUGAAGAUGAAGUUCAUAAAUUACAAAUUCUAUUAAAGCCAAUGAUGUUGCGAAGAUUAAAAGAGGAUGUUGAAAAGUCACUUGCACCCAAACAAGAAACAGUAGUCGAAGUGGAAUUGACGAAUAUUCAGAAGAAAUAUUAUCGUGGUAUUUUAGAAAGGAACUUUUCGUUUCUUGCUAAAGGCACUACCUCUGCCAAUAUUCCUAAUUUAAUGAAUACCAUGAUGGAAUUACGAAAAUGUUGCAUUCAUCCAUUUUUACUUAAUGGAGCAGAAGAUCAAAUUCAGCUUGAUUAUAAACAUGAAAAAGAAGAUUCGGAGGCUUAUUAUCAAGCGUUGGUGAACAGUUCGGGUAAAAUGGUUCUUAUUGACAAACUUCUGCCAAAAUUAAAAGCCAGCGGCCAUAGAGUUUUAAUAUUCAGUCAGAUGGUCAGGUGUUUAGAUCUUCUUGAAGAUUAUUUAGUUUAUCGAAAAUAUCCUUAUGAACGAAUAGAUGGAAGAAUUAGAGGCAAUUUAAGGCAAGCGGCUAUAGAUCGAUAUAGUAAACCAGAUUCUGACAGAUUUGUUUUCCUUCUAUGUACAAAGGCUGGUGGCUUAGGGAUUAAUCUUACGGCAGCUGACACUGUUAUUAUUUAUGACAGUGAUUGGAAUCCUCAAAAUGAUUUACAAGCACAAGCACGAUGUCACAGAAUAGGACAACAAAAAAUGGUUAAAGUUUACAGAUUAUUGUGUCGUAAUACGUAUGAAAGAGAAAUGUUCGAUAAGGCUUCCUUAAAAUUGGGAUUGGAUAAAGCAAUUUUACAAUCAAUGAAUACGAGUCAAGGUGGUAAAGAUCCAGGCAACAAACAAUUAACUAAAAAGGAAAUUGAAGAUUUGCUUAAAAAAGGCGCUUACGGAGCAAUCAUGGAUGAUGAUAAUGCUGGUGACAAAUUUUGCGAAGAAGAUAUUGAUUUGAUUUUAGCCAGAAGAACACAGAUUAUUACAAUCGAAGCAGAAAAAGGAUCUACUUUCUCAAAAGCCAGCUUUGCAUGCUCAUCGAAUAGAUCAGACAUUAACAUUGAUGAUCCAGACUUUUGGAAGAAAUGGGCAAAGAAAGCUGAAAUUGAUACAACUGAGAAGAAAGAGGAAGAAGACUUGGUUAUUUCUGAACCCAGACGAAGAACUCAAAUUAAACGUUAUGGUCAUGACGAAUCAGUGGUCGAUAUGUCUGAACUCGAUAGCUCCGAUGACAGCGAUGAUGAAACGGGCGGUAGUUUAACAGGUAGAGGGAAAAAACGAAGCCGAGAUAAGUUUAAUAAAAAAUCACGCAAAUUUUACGACGAAUAUGUGCCUCGUGAAGGUGAAGUGGUUUAUGGCAAUUGGGCUCGAAGUGAAUGCUUCAAAGUUGAACGAGGAUUAUUGACCUUUGGAUGGGGACGGUGGGAGGAAAUUUUACAACACAGUCAAUUUCGACGAGGUUGGCGCGAAGUUGACAUUGAAGAUUGUGCUCGAGUUAUACUUCUCUAUUGCCUCAGAUAUUAUCGAGGUGAUGAAAAGAUUCGGAAUUUUAUAUGGGACCUAAUUACUCCAUUAGAGAACGGAGAGAAAGUUAAAACGAUACCCGUAAAUCAAGCAAGUAGUAGUAAUAGAAACAGCAGGCAAAAGAAGAAAAGUAGAGUUCGAGAAACGAGAGGAUCGACUACGGUUAACAAUAAUGGACCAAGUGAUCCGAACCAUUGGAGUCAUGCGGAGAAGUAUGACGGGGACAUAUUCCUCGAGAGCAAUUACAAAAAGCAUUUAAGCCGACAUGCCAAUAAAGUUUUGCUGCGAGUCAGAAUGCUGUAUUAUAUAAAACAUGAGAUUAUUGGGGAUUUGGUGCAGCACAUUAACGACGGCGUCCACGUUAGUGCGUUGCGGAUAAACCUUCCACAAUUGCCAGAGAAGCCAGUGAAGUGGUGGGAUUCUACAGCCGACAAAUCCUUAAUUGUGGGCUGCUACAAGCACGGCUAUGAAAAUUUCGACCAGAUGAGGAACGACCCCACGCUUUCUUUCAUUACAAGCUGCCCUCUCCCUUCCCCGAACGACAAGCAAAAAGAUGACCCAAGUAUGGAUGUAAGUGAGAUUGAAGAGGGCGAAUCCUCGUGUAUGGGCAAAGACUCGGAGAAAUUUGGCUCAGUCGAUUCGCCAUCCGUAUCAACCAAAAGCGACGCUGCCGUACCUGAAGCUGGAGCUAGCGGCAGCCAUGAUGGUUUGGAAAUUAUCCCCGAGGAUGAAAAAACUUGGCCAUCCGUUGUUGACCUUAAUACACGUUUAAGACGCGUUAUUACAUCGUAUCAGCGAAACGUUAACAAAAAGGAGGAUAUUAAAACACCGACUUUGCCCAAUAAUGGAAAAGUGGGCCCAGACAUUAAAGUUGGAAAUCACCAGGGUACCACAACAAUGGAGCCACCUUUGAAUAUACAAAGUUGGGAUUUACAAAAGUUGGCCAUGUAUUUAUUGAAAAUGGAACGCAAAGAAAAAAUGGAACAGUUGGUUAAGGAGCGGGAAAGAACGCGUAUUGAAGAGCAAAAGGCUAAAUGGACGAAACGUGAAGAGAGCGAAUUUUUAAGAGUUGUCUCGACCUACGGCGUAAAUUAUGAUAGAAAGAAAGCUCAAUAUGAUUGGACGAAAUUUAAGAGUAUCGCCAGAUUUGAUAAGAAGAACGAUAAUGAUCUUACAGAAUACUACAUGUCGUUUAGAGCAAUGUGUAAAAAAGUAUGUAGUGCUAAAAUCAGCGAGGAAGAAGGUUCUGCUGAUAUUCCAAUCGAUCUUUUGAAUCCUAAUAAAGCCAGGCAAAUUUUGGAUCGCGUGGAUUUAUUAAGUAAAAUUAGAGAAGAAAUAUUAUCUCAUCCUCAUUUAGAAGAGCGACUCUGUUUGUGUCAACCGUCCGGAGAUACUCCAGAUUGGUGGCAACCAGGUAGACACGAUAAGGAACUGUUGCUCGGGGCUGCCAAGCAUGGACUUGGUCGAACUGAUAUCGCCAUUUUAAAUGAUCCCGAUUUUUCAUUUCAUAAGAUGUUGGGUAAAAGUAUCGGUCGCGACAAUCAGCUCAAUAAAAAUCUCGACAAAUCUGAAAAGGCAAUUAAAAUUGAGAAUAGGGAGGAUAUUUUGAAAUUUGAUAAGGAUGAAAUUUUAGUGAAAUUAGAAAAAGGCGAGGGUACGCUAAAAAUUGAAAAGGUUGGCAUUAAAAAAGAUAUAGCGCUAAUGGGAGAUAAAAAGCUCGAUACCGGAAAAAGUCAAGUGGAAUUGACUAUUGUUAAAUCAGAAAAUAAAAUCGAAGAAACGCAAAUUACUGCAGGAGGACUUACAAUCACUACCGUUACUAAAGCCGUGUCUCCAGAAAAGGAUGUCGAAUCAUCGAAAAAAGAAGUUGACGAACUCACGAUUAUUGGAAUAGAAAAGGAAAAGCCUCUGGAGGAAAAAGUGGAAGACAAACUUAUUAUCGAUAAAGGCCAGUGUGAUCUAACGAUUGAAAAUAAAAUACCAACUACAGAGGAAGAGGUGGAGAAAACGGAUAAACAAGAAAGUGAAAUGAAGGAUAAAGAAGAACUGGAGGAUUGUAAGCCUUCUGUAAUUCAAAUUGAUGAAUCGGUGGAAUCCAAAGAAAAUGAAAAAACUAAUGAACAAGAGAAAGAUCAAACGGAUGUAAAAGAUCAAGAUCCUGUCGAAGAGGAGGGUAAAGAUAAGGAAGAAAAAGUAGAGAAAACGGAUAACGAAAUCAAGAAGGAUGAUAAGGAGCAGGAAUGUAAGGAUGAAUCGAAAUCCGAAACUCCAAAAGAAGAUAAGCAACAAUUGGACGAAGAGCUUGACAGUAAAAGAUCUAAUGAAUGUCCGAAAGCUGAACUAAUUAAAGAAGAAAAAAUCGAAGAUGAAAAAGAAAAGAUGAUCAAAAUAAAUAAAGAAAAAUUACCAUUAUCGAAAAUUGAAGAUAAAUGCAGUAUGCAAGCUGCCGAAUUGAAGGCAAUGUUCCCCGACUUGGAAGUUAUUCAACCAUUAUCACGAUUAACGCAAAUCGACACAUUUGUACUAAGAGAUAAAGGAGUUGAUUAUAACGAACCUACGGUUGCUCAGCUUUUAUCACAUAAUUAUCAGUCUGUCAAAUGGCCCAAGGAACAUGCCAUUGAGGCGCGAUUAAUGCACAUUGUACACGCAAUCGAGCACAAGGAGUGGCCUGUUUCAAUAAACUUUACCGCUGGCGAUGAAAUAGAGGCUACAGUUGAAAAGGAUCAAUCGGAAAUUAUAACCAUUACUACGGAUCACGGAAUACCACGUCCGAUUCCUACGAGCUUAACCAGCAACAAUAGCACCAAUAUUAAUAUCAAUAGCAUUAGCAGUGGCAACAACAGUACCACUACAACCACCCUAAGUAACAAUAUCAAUGUCAAUAACAUGAACAGCAACACUAACAAUUCAUCCGCUUUGAAAAAACGUAAAAGACAUAUUGCCAUUGACGUUGAAACUGAACGAGCCAAACUUCAUGCACUACUUAACAGUAGCCACAUGGCAUCGCAGCCACCACAACAGUUAAGUAAACCCGUUUUAUCAAGUGGUUCGACGUGGGAAGUGAAUGAAGACACGCAAUCUGACGAAUCCAGGCGUUCUACAACCACUCAGCCACCACCAGCUCAUCAGCAAGCAAGAGCACCGGCUAUACCUUUUGAUCUGAAAUAUACUGUGCCUGGAAAGCCGACUAUUAUUCCAGGAACAUCAAGUACUCUGACACCCAUAGAUCUGUCAUCUGGAUAUUCCACAAAGCCAAUAAUAGAUACGGUCAGUAAAGAUAUUAUGAACGAAGUACAAGACUUUUCUAUGCCAAAUAAGGCUAAACAAAUUAACAGUAAUAAAGGGAAGCUAGACAGUAUGUUGGACAAAUUUGUAAAAAGGAAAAAUAUUGCUGUAGAAGAACCGGUUAUGGGAAAAGAGAAAAAGAGACGAAAGCUCGAUGAAAUUGUGCAAGGUCUGCAAAGAGAAAAGGAGCAGCAGAGCACUCAUUAUCCCGAACACAGUAAAAAGAAUACAAUCACGCCUAAUGUAACAGUGACACCUACUUCGGCACCUAUUGGCCUUCCGAAUCCACCUCCAACUUCACAGAAACCCUUCUCCAUAACAGUAACGUCAAUACCUUCUUCAAGAGCCUCUGGAAGUUCUUCUAAUCAAUUGCCACCUCCAUUAUUACAUUCGCACAAAGAUAGUUUUUCAGCUUUAUUGGCUCAGGCCGAACAACAGAAUCGAGAACUUGUUAAGAAACAGCAGCAGCAGCAUCAACAGCAGCAGCACCAACAGCAGCAGCAACAACAACAACAGCAGCAGCAGCAACAGCAGCAGCAGCAGCAGCAGCAGCAGCAGCAAGCUGCAUUUAAUGCUGCGCAUGCCUCUUCUUCUAGCCAUAGAAAGAGUUAUGAAUCGAUGAUUGCUGAAAUAAACAAAGUUGCUGAGUAUUCAUCAAAGAUCGGGGCUUAUUCGCAUGAGGCUAAAGUGAAUAAAUGGCUGGCGGAGCAGACUGCGCUUACGGAGCAAUUGAGUGCAGAAUAUCUUAAUGCGCCAAGAAGAAGGCGACCUCGCGUUGAUCCAUCACUACUCGACUGGAAGAAACUUACCGGUGAAGAAAAUGUGGCUGUAAUAAAUAGACUGACUGGGAAAAAGGUGACCGGAAGCAAGGCCCCUCAACUAAAACGACUAGGACAGUGGUUAAUGGAAAAUCCGAUGUUCGACGUCGAUCCCAAGUGGGCUGAAUUAGUAAAAGAACGUGGCAACUUACCGCACGAUUUGCAAAAACGAUUGCCCGGGCAGGAGAGGGGACGCGACAAGGGAAAAAGUCCGGGACGACCAAAUAUGAUGCCAAGCCCGAAUAGCCAACAGAACGUCAACCAAGCCAACAUUGCCGCAACGUCAAUGGCUUCCGGGCUCAACUUCCCAGCUCUCGGCAAUCUUAACAAUUCCCUGCUCUCAGGUCUAUCGCUUGGCAACUUCGAUCCAAAGAACAAUCCGCUGCUUAUGCCAUUCGGCGGUCUUCCUAAUCUCGGGGCUCUCGGUGGCCUCGGUAAUCUCGGCAACCUCGGUAACCUUGGUAAUCUCGGCAACAUGAGCCUCACGAAUUCACUGUUCGCGAAUCUUGCGGGCUUGGGUCUGCCCUCGCUCGCAGGAAUGGAAGCGCUCGGCGGGACGCCCACCACCAGCCAAGCCGAGACCAAUGUCGUCAGCUCAGCCAACACCCGCAACACCAACUCCACGAGCACCAGUAGUACAAGCAAGUCGCGCACAAAAAUGGAGCCGCCGACGAGCAAAUCCUCAGCACCGUCCACCUCGACGUCCUCGUCCAUGCCAACAACGACGCCCUUCCCCUUCUUCUUCCCGAACCCCGGUCUCCUCUAUACACCCCUCGGCCUCGGUGGACUCAAUCCAUUUUCCAUGCAACCGGGUGGCGUCUCCUCUGCCUACGAGAGCCUCGCCCAGUGCGGCCUCCUUAAUCCGGCGAGCGCCGGUGCGAGCACAUCGGCCGCGCCCUCGCGCAAGUCCACCGCUACCUCGGGCGGUUCUCGGCACUCCCGGGACCUCGCCGACGCCAUGAAGCGCAAGGACUCCGAUAAGAAGUCUAGGUACUCUCUUGACCCGUCACUGAGCCUUCAACAAUAUACGGACGCGGCACUUCAUGCUGCCGCAGCCGCGGCCGCGGCUUCCGAGGAGCGGCGGCGAACUGCGGCUGUCAACGCGGCUGCGGUGGCUGCGGCCGAGCGCGCCGAUGCCGAAAAAAAGGCUCCAGCCAUGGAGACGAUCGAACUUUCUGACAUCGCCGACCUCUCGGCUCGCAUCGAGCGUAAAACCAAGGAACAAGAAAUGAAAGAGGCUUUGGAGCAACUGAGCAAGACCAGCGCCGAACUUUUCACAAGGAACUUCGAGAGCCUCCAGCAGGUCACGGCCAAACGAGUUCGUACCCCCGAGCGUCACGCCCCGGAAGCCCACUCGACUCCCUCCCUCGAAGUCACCCUCGAACCCAUAAUGAAAAAACCGCGCAUGGAGCUAAAGGACCACAGGGGGGACUCCGACACCGGCUGCUCGCUGUCGGCCCGUGAUAACGGCCCUCUACCCCCGCCCCCGCACCGUCCCCCAUCCCGACCACCGUCCCGACCGCCUUCCUCUCACCGCGAAGCCGCGAGCAUUGUCCCCUCCUACCCGUCCCGCUCGCCCACACCCAAAAUCGCGGCCACGAUCGAGCCCGUGCCCUUGCCCCUCUCCCUGACCCUGCCCCUGCCCCUGACCGUGCCAGUGCCAGAGUUGCUCGAGGCGAUGGCCAGACCCACUCCUACGCCGACUCCGACUCCGACCCCGAACCCGACCUCGAGCCUGACCUCGAGUCUGACCUCGACCCCGAGCCUCGCCGUCACCGGUCCUCUGUCAACGCUUGCACUCGCUCCAACGGGCGCGCCCCUCUCGCCGCUGCCUCUCACCGCCCUCGCGACCACGAUCACGGCGGCGGCGGCGGCGGCAGCAGCGGCUGUGGCGUCAAUGACAAUGACAACUACGACGACGACGAUGACGACGACAACGACCAUGACGACGAGCCAAUCCAUAACGUCGCCGUCGGUUUCGCCGGGACCGGCGUUCGCCUCACCAUCCGCACCCUCGACACCACAGAAACUGUCGAGCAGCCCCGAAGCCAGCCCCUCGCGCGACUCGCUCUGCAACAGUAAUAAGGAAUCAAGCGAGUCCAUUAGCUUCCAGCAGCCACCGAUCGACGAGCCACAGCUCUCACCCGAUAUAGCACUCGGGGGUGGUGCUGGUAUUGGUGUCGGUGUUGGGGGUGGCGGUGGCGGUGGCGAUGGCGGUAACAAGUCCGUCGAGAGUCCUACAAAGGGCGGCCUUGGUAUCGCGGAGUCGGAAUUCGAGGACGGCAAGGGGGCUAAGAGCAAGAAGGCGAGGAGUGCCAAACGCCUGAACCCCGAGCCUCCGGUCGAGCGAAAGAACUUGCGCUCGAGUGCCGGCAGGCAGGCAAGAGCGGCCGCGGAGAGACAAGCUCGGAGCUUGAUCGAGGGUGAGCAACAGCAGCAGCUACAGCAGCAGCUUCAACAGCAGCUACAACAGCAAGCCGAUCAAAAUGAAUUUCACUUGAAUCAACGAAUCAAUGUUUAUUAA
Molecule: messenger RNA, 15216 nt
Organism: Ceratosolen solmsi marchali
Lineage: Eukaryota; Metazoa; Arthropoda; Insecta; Hymenoptera; Agaonidae
Gene: kis
Product: chromodomain helicase DNA binding protein kismet
Molecular function (GO): ATP binding; protein binding
Source: RefSeq, a predicted model, not a curated record